Hyalella azteca is the source of this 4753-nucleotide messenger RNA. It is a transcript of the gene sff, whose product is annotated as serine/threonine-protein kinase BRSK2. Gene Ontology annotation, biological process: intracellular signal transduction; microtubule cytoskeleton organization; protein phosphorylation. Bases 171 to 2447 code for a protein of 758 amino acids. The record is from RefSeq and is a predicted model, not a curated record. Lineage: Eukaryota; Metazoa; Arthropoda; Malacostraca; Amphipoda; Hyalellidae. Gene Ontology annotation, cellular component: cytoplasm. Gene Ontology annotation, molecular function: ATP binding; tau-protein kinase activity; protein serine/threonine kinase activity. The transcript has 13 exons.
UGGAGCAGCGCUAGCCAGCAGUUUCCAACAUGGCUCUAGGGUGCGUGCGUUAUGUUUUGCUUGUAUGUUUGUCGUCUGCGCUGGCAACAUCCAAGUGUUGUUAAUGAGAGCAGUGAGAGAAAUUAAUUGUUGUGAUUUAGUCCCAGGCGGGGGGAAAUAUAUAAUUCAUUAUGCAGAAAGAGCCAGCUCUUGACCACCAACAGUUCGUCGGGCCUUACCGACUCGAGAAAACCUUGGGCAAAGGACAAACUGGGCUGGUGAAGCUCGGCACAAACUGCAUCACCGGCAAAAGAGUCGCCAUCAAAAUAAUCAACAGAGAGAAGCUCAGCGAGUCUGUGCUUCAGAAGGUGGAGAGAGAAAUAGCUAUUAUGAAACUGAUAGAGCACCCACAUGUGCUGGGACUCUACGACGUUUAUGAAAACAAAAAAUACUUGUACCUGGUUUUGGAGCACGUGUCUGGGGGAGAACUUUUCGACUACCUCGUCAAGAAAGGACGACUUACUCCUAAGGAAGCCCGUAGAUUUUUCAGACAAAUUAUUUCUGCUCUCGAUUUUUGCCACAGUCAUUCUAUUUGUCACCGCGACCUGAAGCCAGAAAAUCUUCUACUCGAUGAGAAGAACAGCAUCAGGAUCGCUGAUUUCGGGAUGGCUUCCCUGCAGCCGGACGGGAGUAUGUUGGAAACCUCGUGUGGGAGCCCGCACUACGCGUGUCCGGAAGUGAUCAGGGGAGAGAAAUACGAUGGCCGGAGAGCGGAUGUGUGGUCGUGUGGGGUUAUACUUUACGCCUUAUUAGUUGGAGCGCUGCCUUUCGAUGACGACAAUCUACGACAGCUGCUUGAGAAAGUCAAGAGAGGAGCCUUUCAUAUACCACAUUUUGUGCCCCCCGACUGCCAGGAGCUACUCCGGGGCAUGAUUGAAGUCAAUCCGGAGAAGAGACUUACGUUGGAGGAGAUCAACAAACACUCGUGGGUGAUCGCUGGGGGGAAGGGGGAGUUGGAGUUGGAGAGGCCGAUGAUGGAGGUAGUACAGACCCACAUCAUCCCCACCAGGGACCAGCUCGAUCCUGACGUCAUCAAGAACAUGGCGUCGCUUGGCUGUUUCAAAGACAGAGAAAAAGUUACCAAAGAACUGCUUGGCAACGCGCAUAACACGGAGAAAGUCAUUUACUUCCUAUUGCUGGACCGGAAGAAGCGACGACCAGCGUGUGAGGAUGAGAAUGACUUAUUACACCGGUUCACCCACCGUAGCGACACCCCCGACCCUCCCAGGAAGCGGGUAGACACCUGUUCAGUCAACGGCACCAUGAGUCACUUCGAUAGACUAGCUGAAGGCUCGCCUGUCACACCCAGGAGGCAUCUGGUCCAUCAGACCUCCCACACCCUCCCUACGAGCCGCAGCCGUUCCCGGAACAACAACAAUAACAACAACACGAGCAGUUCAGGCACUGUUGGUAGCACUCACUCCCCGCUGCACUCGAACAACGGCACCCCCAACGCAUCCCCAUUGUCAUCUCCCCGCACUCCACGACACCAUCACCAUCACCACGCUCACCACCAUCACCACUACAGCAGCCCACAUCACCACUCGUCCCCUGUAGGGUACGGUGUAGGGGGAGGACCAGUGCAUGUAACCUCCACGUCCCCUGAAGACAACAAUGAGACACCCUCUGCACCAGGUUCUCCCUACUCCGCCCCCUACUGGAAAUCAAGGCUAAACACCAUCAAAAAUUCCUUCUUGGGAUCUCCACGUUUUCAUCGAAAGAAACUGCAAGUACCAACGGACGAAGUUCACCUCACGCCGGAAUCGUCUCCGGAGCUGACAAAGAAGUCUUGGUUUGGGUCUCUUAUGAGCACCGAGCGCGACGAGACUUACACUAUCCUGGUGCGAGACAGGGCCUUAGCCAUCGUCAAGGCUGACCUCAUCCAUGCCUUCUUGUCGGUCGCCGAAUUGAGCCAUAGCGUCACGUCUCCCAUGAGCUUCCGACUGGAAUACAAGAGAGGCAACGCUGGACCGGCGGUCUUCCAGAGACAUGUCAGAUUCCAGGUUGACAUCACGGCAGUUUGCUCUUCCAAAGAACCUGGACAGCUCUUCGCUAUUAACUUCAUACUCCUCUCAGGUAAUAUUCGACGUUUCCGCCGCAUCUGUGAGCACCUGCAAUCGCAAGUGUGUUCGCGGCGCCCCCCGGCCUCCCCCCGCGUCGGGAGAAAAUUCACCACCGAGCUCUCCGAGUCAUCGUCCUGCGGCUCGGACACGUCUGAUCGACUGUCCCCUUUUACAACUCCGAUAAAACAGACUGGGGACAGCGACAUAGAAGGCGACUCGAACGAGGCCCCGGAAGCAGAAGAAGCCACCACGCCCCCUGAAGACAAAAUUUCUUCCGUCACAAAUGGCGCUCGAAGUUGUUCUGAUCCUGAAAGCCAACAGAUCAGUAAUAACGAGUCAAGCUAAUUAUUUAUUUUUCAUGAAAUCUGAGAUAAAAUGCUCUGCUCUCUCUCAGUCACAGAAGCGGAAGGUUGGGACUAAUCAACUUUAAAACCUCACACGAUCGCAGUACGAUUUCGCGGUGAGUCCGCAUCCAUUUUUCACGUCGGAUCAAAAUUCAAAGCAAGAACCUCACAUCGCACAUUAAAGUAGAGCUCCAAGAAUACAAGAAUAUCCUCUUGCUCUGGCCCAGGUGCAAUCUCUAGUGAACAUUAAAAGUAAAAACUUUUGGAGGGGUGUGAAGGUGAAGCUUCAAACCACUCUUCAAAAGAGAUGUUCAAUCUAAAACAGAAUUUGUGUUUAGUGCCUUUGUGGACACAGAGCAAAUACUCUUGAAUCAUUCACCAAAUUAUGAUAAAUAUUUCUGAUAAUAGGACAAAAACUCAUGCUAACUCGAAGGCCGAUCACCCAGGUGUGCAAUACUCACUUUAAUAUUUUACUUUCUGAGUCUAUAAUUUUAAUUUGACUGGAGAUUAACCGUUAGUGAGAUUACGAACGACCAGUGGGGAGUGCGCAAGACUGUGAUGCUGUGGUUAAAAUGGUCGUGGUUCUUUAAGCAUUUGUGCAUGCAUCUGUCCAAUUGUACAAUUUAAGGCUUGUUGGAAUAAUAACUUUCAAGGCGUAUAAAGGCUUUGAGAAUAUCUUGAACCAUGCAGAUAAGGAAGUGCAAUUUGUAAUUUAAUUUUAAGUUUACUAAAUGUUGUUUUGAAAAUGGAUGUUAAAUCACUUUCCAAUGAUUUCCAGGUUAAUUUUCUUACGAAUGAUACACAGGAAUUAAGAAAGUUUUGAUAUUGGAUAAAAAUUGAUCGCAAGCUCCUGAGAAUAUAUACAAUGUAAAGGAUUUUUAGAAAAGUUUUACCAGGACGAGUUUUUCUCUUGUUCCAGUUUGAGUAAAACUUAAUUGACCAGUAUCACAACAGAAAACUUUCAGCUAAAUUCGUAUCACUGUCUCAAAUUCGUCCCUACUAUUUUCUACUGAAUAACAAUCCGAACUGAAUAACAGUCUUAAUAUUUUAGUCAAUGUGCGAAAGCGCUCAUUUAAGGCUGGAAACUCACUUGAUACUGUGUUAUUUUUGUUUAUUAUAUAGAAAUAAAUCCGUUAUAAUGCGCUACACGUUGGUACUGUAAAUUGUUCAAUUGGCUUGCGUAUAAUUGGAACUAUAACUAUAACCAUUUGCUCUGUAUAUAUAUAGAAUUUUUUUCGUCUUAAAACGCUUCAACUUCCAAAAGUCCAGUUUCAUUUUGUAUCGCAGUUGCUCACUUCAUAGAACGUUAUAUGCUUCCCUGUGUAUCGUCUCGCUUGUUGCAAUGCUCAUCCUUUUGUACUUGUACUAUAAAUUGGCUGCAGAUUGUGCCAUGUUUAGAGAUCUGCAUGGUAUUUCACCAAAACCUGCAAAUCAAAUCCCCCAAUUUCCAGAAUUUCUGAAGAACAGUUCGCAGUAAAUGGUCUUGUGCCUUGCUUGGCUGCAUCCAUUGAUUCUGAUAAUCCAUUAAAAAUUUAGUGAUUUCCGAAAUAAAAGCCAAUUGGCUUCUUUAUGCCGAUAAAUUUUUAUUUCGGGAUGCAAGAUGUAAUGGAGCGUAACAGCGUUAACUUUAAUAAAGUUGAUGCAUCCAUUAAAAAUGCUCUCUAAAACAUAAAGUAAAUCCCUGACUGAGGGAGCAUAUGGGAAUAAAGAUAUCCGACAUUUUGAAGGUCCAAAAAACACAAGGCAUUGAUCGAUCUGUAAUAUGUGCAUGUCGUCUGCAAAUGAGCUUUUACACGAGCGUCCAUGUUUGUGCACUUUUCUGCGUUGCACUCCAGCCUUUUAUAUUAACUCUGAAUUCCUUAAUAAAGUGUCGUCACCUUGUGCUUUAUAAAACCGAGAUUAGGCGCCUAUAUUUUGCUUACGUCUGUCGUGUCAAGUGCUUCUAUAAAUUAAUAAGCUAUGAUUUAACCCACUACCGCCAGAUACAUUAAAAAUACAUACAGUAUACAUACUAAAAUUAACAAUUUAACUUAAAAAGUAGCGUUGCCUUUUCAUUUGAAUGGUGAGUGGCAACGCCAGCAAAUAAUACAAUAUGAUAUAUAUGAGGAGGAAUUUCUUAUGCAAAAUUUACUAAAAUGAAUUGAGCGGUGGUUACAAGUGCUUUUGCGAGGUUUCGUUCACGAGUCAAUGUUUUUCAUCCUAAUUUAGUUAAAAUCACGGAUGGCUUUGGUCAUUGAGGAAUUGAUCGGAAAAAAGUGUUUAUUCCAAAAUCAAUAAUUUUUUGAACACAGGCAAUACUAAAAAUGA